Kluyveromyces marxianus DMKU3-1042 is the source of this 705-nucleotide messenger RNA. It is a transcript of the gene SEI1, whose product is annotated as seipin. The record is from RefSeq and is a predicted model, not a curated record. NCBI's taxonomy places the organism in Eukaryota, Fungi, Ascomycota, Saccharomycetes, Saccharomycetales, Saccharomycetaceae. Bases 1 to 705 code for a protein of 234 amino acids. The transcript has a single exon.
AUGAAGAUCAAUUUGUCUAUACCUCUCCAGGCUGCUAGAUGGUUUUCUUAUUUGUUAUUUCUGAUCUCUGUUGAGGUUAUCCUUGUAUUCCCGCUUGCAAAUUUGUUAUGGAUAGAUUUCAUAAAUCGAUUGAUUCCAAAUAGUACAAUGCAUCUGAUACCACUGAGUAACAUGCUCAAUAGCUGGACAAUUCCUUUUGAUUUUUCUGUAAUAGCCAAUUCUACAUCAAUCAUUGAGUCGGAUACUAUGGUACGGUCAGAUAUACCAUUAGAGAUUACCAUUAAUUUAGGUAUUUAUUGUACAUCGCAGAAGCCAAUUGAAUCUGCGGUUUUGACAAUUGACAAUAAAAGUCAAAGAUUAGCGCUAACAUGUUUCCAGAACGUCGACUUUUUAUCCACAAGGUUCACUGGAUUCGACUCUGUUUCCAAAACGAUUAAAAAGGAUAUGAUCAACGAAUUCAAGUUUGAAUUCCCUGUAAACCCUGAUAAAAAGAAAAUACAUAUUCAAUUGAGUGAUUACACAGAAAAUCAUCUUCUAGACCAUAUUAAUGCCCAGUUUUCGGUGAAAUAUACAGGAUUCCGCAAAUUCCUUUUAAAAUGGAGAAUAACGUGUCAUAUCUUCGGUACUCUGAUAUUCGCCAGUCUAAUAUCUGCCUGUUUCUUGCUUUCCUUCACGGUAGCAUUUGGUUACAUUUAUGUAUCUUAA